AUGUGGGUUGCCAACUAUGACAGACUCCCAACGAGAGAAAGGCUUGCGGCUUGGGGAAUGCCUGUCCCGAUCACUUGUACUUUCUGCUCCAGAGAUACUGAAACAAGAGAUCAUCUGCUGUUAUCAUGCGAGUAUAGCAUGGAGGUGUGGAGAGAGGUGUUCUUCAGAUGCCAACCACCCUCUACAUCGAUCACCAACUGGGCGGAGCUGCUCUCCUGGAUCCGAGACGCGAGGAACAUGGACAUGAAGCUGCUGCGGAAAAUAGCUUCACAAGCAUCAGUGUUUCACCUCUGGAAACAGAGGAACAAUCUGCUUCAUAACCAAAUAUCUAUCCAUGCGGCUUCAGUGUUCUCUGAAAUUGAUAGGGAAGUAAGAAACAUAAUCUUCGCCAAGAGGGAGCGUAAACACUUCAGCUCUCUCAUGUCUCUUUAG
This is a messenger RNA of Brassica oleracea var. oleracea, 432 nucleotides long. RefSeq lists its product as uncharacterized. The transcript has a single exon. The coding region runs from base 1 to 432 and encodes 143 amino acids. NCBI's taxonomy places the organism in Eukaryota, Viridiplantae, Streptophyta, Magnoliopsida, Brassicales, Brassicaceae. The record is from RefSeq and is a predicted model, not a curated record.